This is a messenger RNA of Lycium barbarum (goji berry), 5549 nucleotides long. Its product is annotated as putative disease resistance protein RGA4. The record is from RefSeq and is a predicted model, not a curated record. Gene Ontology annotation, biological process: defense response to other organism. The transcript has 3 exons. Gene Ontology annotation, molecular function: ADP binding. Bases 1092 to 4529 code for a protein of 1145 amino acids. Lineage: Eukaryota; Viridiplantae; Streptophyta; Magnoliopsida; Solanales; Solanaceae.
UACUUUAUAAUUCAUGAAAAUUGAAAUUUUAAUUUUGAGUUUAAGAGAUUUAAUAUGAUACUAAAAGGGGGUUUGUUUAUUUGUGAUUUAGUUCUUUACUUUUUUUCAAUUCUGAUUUCUUUCUCCUGAUUAAAUUAUGCUAAUAUUUUUAAAGUUACUGUUUCUUUUUUCAUAAUGUUUUGUCACGAUUUCUACCGUAUUUUGUCACGGUUUCUUCACUAUCGUUAUUUCUUUUUUCGGCCUGGUUUGAUAUGCUUAUUUUUUUAGCCGAGGGUGUAUUGGAAACAACCUCUGAUCUGCGUACACUCUAUCCUCCUCCGCAGAUCCCAGUUGUUGUUGUUGUUUGUUAUCUUAAAGUACUCUGUUGUGAGCUCAUCAAGUACUUUGCUUGUGAGUAAUAGUAGGUUGUGUGGUAGAUUAGUUGAGGAACAUGCAGGCUGUCAGUCAAAAUUGAACUUGUUUUUUCAGGGAAACAAUGGAAGAGAACCUAUUUUUUUUUAAAAAAAAAAACUAAAUCAAAAUUAGGUUUGCUCUAUUGAGUAAUGAAGAAUUUGUUAGGAAGAGAAAGGAAGCUAAGUGUGUUAAGUAAAAGGAAAAAUAUUUUCUAGGAAAUAUUUUUCAUUAAGAAAUCAUUAACAGUGGUUGCUUCGAAUUUCAAAAUAUAUUUUCUCCAGGAAAUUUUUUUCCAACAAUAAGGAUACAUGACUUUCUUCACUUAUGAGUGGAAGUCAUUUUUUCCUAGCUUGUGCAGUUACAAUGUGUUACCUACUUAAUACAAACCAACUAAGGUUGAAAAUUAUUAUCUAAGGUGGAAAAUCAUAACACCUUUUAAGGUUGUUUAUAUCCUAUGUUGGUUGGACCCUCCAAAAGUGUUGCCGCAUCCUGUCGGAUCCUCCAAAAAUGCAUAGCUUUUGGAGGAUCCGGCGCACACCUGACAGUAUUUUUGAAGAGUCCGAGCAACAUAGUUUAUAUCUAAAUUCCACCUGUUCUAUGGAGUUCAAGAACAAAAUGGCUAUUCCUUGUUUGUCCUUACUGCAAAAGGGGGAAAGCAACUGAGCAAAAACAGCAGUGCUCCCUAAACAGUGGGCAACAUGGCAGAAGCAUUCAUCGAAGUUUUAUUACAAAAUCUAAGCUCUUUUAUCCAAAAGGAGCUUGGAUUGCUCUAUGGCGUCGAUGAAGAAUUAAGAAAGCUUUCAAGCUUGCUAUCGACAAUCAAGGCUGUCCUCCAGGAUGCUGAUCAGGAACAACUGAAAGAAAAGGCAAUAAGAAACUGGUUGCAGAAGCUAAACAGUGCUACUUAUGAAGUUGAUGAUGUCUUGGAUGAAUGUGCAGCGAAAGCCAUCAGAUUGCAGGAAAAUGCCCGAAGGAUUGGAUGUAUUUCCAUGCCAUCUGGUUUUUCUUUUGAGAAUAUUUUGUUUCGUCGUCAGAUAGGGCAAAAGGUUAAAGAUGCCAUCAGGAAACUAGAUGGAAUUGCUGAGGAACGUAUUAAAUUCCAUUUGUCUAAAGUUGCGACCGCGAAGAAACAAUCCACAACAGACGAAGUACGUGAAACUGGCUUUGUUUUAACUCCGGCAGAAGUCUAUGGAAGGGACGAUGACAAAAGGAAGAUUGUUGAAAUCUUAAUGAAGCAUGUGGAUGAUUUUCGAGAGCUUUUGGUUCUCCCUAUAGUUGGAAUGGGGGGUCUUGGAAAGACGACUCUUGUUCAAUUAAUUUUCAAUGAUGUGUGGGUACACGAACAUUUCGAUUUGAAAAUUUGGGUUUGUGUGUCAUAUAAUUUUGAUGAGAAGAGGGUGAUAAGAGCAAUCCUCGAAGCCAUAGUUGGGAAAGAUAUAAAUGUUUCUGAGUUAGCUUCUUUACAAAGUCACCUCAUAACCUUGUUGAGAGGGAAAAGAUAUUUACUCAUUUUGGAUGAUGUUUGGAAUGAAGAUCAAGAGAAGUGGGAUAAAUUAAAAGCCUUACUAACAAUUGGAUCUAGAGGUACUUCAGUUAUUACCACUACUCGCCUAGAAAAGGUUGCUUCAAUUAUGGGAACAGUACAGCCACAUCGUUUAUCCUGCUUGUCCGCGCACGACUGUUGGUUGUUGUUCAAGCAACGUGCAUUUGGCCUAGAUAGAAAACAGAGCCCCAAACUUGUUGAUAUUGGAAAAGAGAUUGUAAGAAGAUGUUGUGGGCUGCCUUUGGCUGCUAAAACUCUAGGAAGUCUUUUGCGCUAUAAGAGUGAUGAAAAAGAAUGGUUGUUUGUCAGAGAUAGUGAUUUUUGGAAUUUGCCACAAGAAGAAAGUUCAAUCUUGCCUGCUCUAAGGUUGAGCUAUUUUCACCUUCCUCAAGAUUUGAGAAACUGUUUUGCUUAUUGUGCUAUAUAUGAGAAGGACUCCAAAAUUGACAAAGAAGAGCUAAUUUAUUUCUGGAUGGCAAACGGAUUUAUCUCAUCCGAGGGAAAUUUGGAACCUGAGGAUAGGGGUAAUGAAGUAUGGAAUGAAUUAUACUGGAGAUCUUUGUUCCAAGAAGUUCAACAAAAUUCAGAUGGGAGGAUGUUGUUUAAGAUACACGACCUUGUUCAUGACCUGGCCCAAUCUGUAAUGGAUGAUGGAAUUCAUCCAACAAAACUUGAAGGAUGGGAAAAGAUAUCGGUGAGCAGAAUUCGCCAUGCAACAAUACAUGCAGAAGAUAAGUCAUUUCUUGCUUUUCCUAAAAGUACUAUGCCUUACAACCCUUCAACAAUCACAAUGUAUGGUUCUUUAAGGGUGUUGAUUUUUUGCUCUGUUCAGUUAAAGGAAUUGCCAUCUGCAAUCGGAAAUCUAAUACAUUUAAGGUAUUUGGACCUUUUCAGUACAUGUAUUGAGAGUCUUCCUCACAGUAUAUGUUCUCUUCAGAACUUGCAGAUGCUAAGUGUAGAAGAUUGUUGCUUACUUCGUGUUUUACCAAAAGAUCUGAAAUAUCUGAGAAAUCUUCGACAUCUUCGGCUAAGAGGCUGUCCAUUGAGUCACAUGCCUCCUAAUAUAGGACAAUUGACACACCUCAAGACUUUAAACAAGUUUGUUGUGGGGAAGAAAAGUUGUUCCAAGCUUAGUGAAUUGCGAGACUUGAAUCUUCAGGGAGAACUAGUUAUUGAACACCUUGAGAGGGUUGAAAAUCAUAUGGAGGCGAAAGAAGCUCUAAGUUCAAAGAAAAACCUCCAAAGUUUAGCUCUGUACUGGAACCAUUCCAAUGGGUGUGAGUCAUCAAAGGAUGUUGAUCUGCAGGUGCUCGAAGCGCUAGUGCCUCAUUCCAACCUUCAGCAUUUGAAGGUAUCCGGUUUCAGAAGUACAUCCUUGGCAAGUUGGAUGAGGGCUUCAGUUUUGGAAACCAUCAUUACCAUUGAUCUUCAUGAUUGUAAAUACUGCUCGCAUCUCUCUCCACUAGCUCAGCUUCCUUGUUUGAAAUUUCUUUCACUGAGGGGAAGUCAUGCGGAGUACAUUGACAGUGACCGUGAAAGCGGAAUAUCCCGAUUAAGAAAGUUCCCAUCCUUGGAAUCACUCGAGAUGUGCAACCUCCCGAAUUUAAAAGGAGUUUCAAUCGAAGAAGGUGAAGAACAUUUUCCAAGUCUUCAUGAAAUAUGGAUCGAAGAUUGCCCUUUGCUGACAUUUCCGCGUCUUCUAUCACUCAGAAAAUUGAGAAAUAGGAAAUGCUCAAACAUGACUCUAGCCUCUAUCCCUAAUCUUUGCAGUCUUACUUGCUUAGAAAUUGCUUACAACAAGGAACUAACUUCUUUCCCUGAAGAGGUGCUAACAAACCUCACCAACCUUGAAAUAUUGUCGAUAGGGGGUUUCACAAAGCUGGAAGUACUGCCGAACAGCCUGGCAAGCCUCAUUGCAUUGAAGUCCUUGCAUAUUGGUUACUGCAACCAACUAGAGUCUCUACCAGAGCAGGGAUUGCAAGGCCUCACCUCAGUCCGUAAAUUGUCAAUCAACUGCUCUGAUAGAUUGAGAUAUCUGUCUAGAGGAUUCCGGCACCUAGCUUCCUUGGAGGAACUGGAAAUUUUUGGGUGUCCAAAGUUGAUUUCUUUUCCACACGAGAUUAAACACCUGAAUUCCCUUCAUCGUGUUCACCUUGAUGGCCUGCCAAUGUUCCAAUCGCGAGAUGACAGCCUGCCAAUGUUCCAAUCUCGAGAUGACACUAUUCCUCAGGCUUUGUGGCAAUUGCCUGAGGAUUUACGAAAUGUCCAGAAUCUGCAAUCACUUUCUGUAUGUAGAUUCCCAAGUUUGAUUUUAUUGCCCGAGUGGUUAGGAGAACUUACGUCUCUCAAGGAACUGAACAUAUUACAGUGUGAUAAUCUUGCCUCACUGCCAGAGUGUAUGGAGAGAAUGAACCUUCAGUCCUUGAACAUUUUGGGUUGUGCAAUAUUGGAGAAGCGUUGCGAGCCAGGACAAGGAGAAGACUGGUAUAAGAUUGCGCACAUUCCAAAAGUGAAAGUCAGUCAGCAUUGUGCUCUUGUUGGUUUCAAGUUGUCAUUAGACAAGUUCAUUGGUCUAGGGCAAUUUCACUUAUAGAAGGCAUCAUCAGCUGAUGCAAUCAAGACUAAAUUUAGUGGAGAUGGCUAGAAGCUAACAGUGACAAAAGCUUUCAACUUUAAUGGUUUUGGUGUUAUGUGAAUGAAAUGAUUAUCAUGCAAACUGUUUUCACUCCUAAAGACCAACUUUUUCAGAUAUGACUACAAGUUGCUGCCACAGAACAACUUUUCAUCAAGAAGAAAAAUGCUGCUCCACAGAAAGAUCAACUGCUCAUGCUCAAAUUUCAUCUCUGUCAAAUUUGAAUAUUAAAAUAGUGUAUAUGGUCAUGAUUUAAUAGGUCAGGUCCACUUACUUUGUCUUAUGUUGAUCUGAAAUGAAGAAAAUGCUACAAUUAUGGACAUCCCAGUGGACCCCCUCGAUUUUUCUAGAGAGAAGAAAUACGAAUUGCUUUAACUUCCUAGCACUAAAGUUUGUUUUACUUCUUUCUUGAAUCUGUACUGCUUGAACUGCUAUUGGACUCCCUUUUAGCCUCAUCUGAUCCUCCAUUUUGUUUCUCAUCAGUCCCUAAAGUUUCUGGAAUCAAAGGAUGAUGACUGUAGUAAGAAUAUGGUUGUCCUGAAAUGCAGCUUCCAGGUGCAAUAUAUCUAUAGGAAGAAGGGUGAGGAAAUGGCGCAAACGCAUUAGGUUGAGGCCAAUAUACUAAAGGCAUGACAGAAUUUGGUGGAUACAUUGGGAAAACAGGAUAUGAACAUUGGUUAUGGUAGAGAAUAUUGGAUGCGGUAUUAGCCAUUACAGGCCUUGUCAUAUCUACUGGUGCUUGCGUCACUGGACUUGGAGACGAGGCGUAGCCCAUUAAUCCGAACGGUGCAGGAGAUGGGGCAGAACAUGAAGGUUCAGGAUGUAUAGUUGUAACUUUCUCUGAAGUUUUGGUCUUAUAGAUUGCUUCUCUCUUGAUUUUCAUUUUCGUCAAUGCUUUUUUCCCUUGCUCAGAAUUGGGACUAAUAUCCUGGAAGAACAUGAAUAUUGUGUUAGUCUAAACUGUGAAAGUUAAACUCGAAA